AAAAGGCUGGCUGGCUGCAAAAGAAUUGGCUUGGAUAAGCUGCAGCCUUGGGGUACGGCCUCGCGUGCGCAAAGCGAUGUUCCGGGUGGGGUGGUUGUUUAAUCCCGUUGCUUUUUGGCAUCGCGACCGACCAGGGCAGGGCAGAGCAGAGCACGCCUCGAGCGGCGCGGCAUGCAUGCCUCCCUCUGCCCCCACGAACCAUGAUGAAGAAACGGCGCACGGAUUCACCUCCGCUUUUCCGCUUCACCCACCACUUCUGUGUUUGCAGUGCUUAUCAUUAUGGAUUGCUAGUGCUUGGGGAGCACUAAUAAUUUCUCGUACAGUUGAAAAAGGCCGACGGCGAUGACGACGGGCCAGCGAUGGCCGUCCCCGGCGCGGUGGAGGACCCGGAAGCGGUGGUCGACGACGUGCACAUGUCCAUCAGGAACAGCACGGCCCGGCGGAAUCUCGGGUACCUGUCGUGUGGGACGGGCAACCCCAUCGACGACUGCUGGCGCUGCGACCCGGACUGGCACAAGAACCGCCAGCGCCUGGCCGACUGCGGCAUCGGCUUUGGCCGCAAUGCCAUCGGUGGCCGCGACGGCAAGAUCUACGUCGUCACUGACCCGAGCGACGACGACGCCGUCAACCCGCGCAAGGGCACCCUCCGCUACGCGGUGAUACAGGACGAGCCGCUCUGGAUCAUCUUCAAGCGGGAUAUGGUGAUCACUCUCAAGCAGGAGCUCAUCAUGAACAGCUUCAAGACCAUCGACGGACGCGGCGCCAACGUGCACAUUGCCAACGGCGCCUGCAUCACCAUCCAGUACGUCACCAACGUCAUCAUCCACGGGCUCCACAUCCACGACUGCAAGCCCACAGGGAACGCCAUGGUGCGCAGCUCGCCCAGCCACUACGGGUGGCGCACCAUUGCCGACGGCGACGCUGUGUCCAUCUUCGGCGCCAGCCACAUUUGGGUGGACCACUGCUCGCUCGCCAACUGCGCCGACGGCCUGAUCGAUGCCAUCAUGGGAUCCACGGCUAUCACUGUGUCCAACAACUACUUCACCCACCACAACGAGGUGAUGCUUCUGGGCCACAGUGACUCCUAUGUAAAGGACAAGGCAAUGCAGGUGACAAUAGCCUUCAACCAUUUCGGUGAAGGCCUCAUUCAGAGAAUGCCAAGGUGCCGGCAUGGUUACUUCCAUGUGGUGAACAAUGACUACACCCACUGGGAAAUGUACGCCAUUGGCGGGAGCGCUGAGCCAACCAUCAACAGCCAGGGCAACCGCUACCUUGCUCCGACAAACCCCUUCGCCAAGGAGGUGACCAAGAGAGUUGAAACGGCUCAGACUGUCUGGAAGAGCUGGAACUGGAGAUCAGAGGGCGACCUCCUGCUGAACGGUGCUUACUUCACCCCAUCGGGCGCAGGCGCCUCAGCCAGCUACUCACGCGCCUCCAGCCUUGGCGCCAAGUCAUCAUCCAUGGUCGGCUCCAUCACCUCCGAUGCCGGUGCCCUGUCCUGCCGCAAGGGUGCGGCCUGCUAGCACACCGCAGAAGAAAACAGACCCCGCCAUGCAGCCUCUCCUACAACAGAAAAGAAACAAGACAACAGAAACUACUAAGCUACCGGAACACCACGGUUACAGUUUUUUUCUUUCUCACUUCUCCUUUCUGGCCACUUUUGACAAGGGUUAUAAGAUGGUCCUUGGCCCUGAUUCACCAUUGCUCAACCUCCCCCUGCUCCCGACAUGGAAAAGGUACCCGGAGCAGGCGUGAAGCGUUGCUGAUUGAUUUUCACCCGUUCGCUCGGUCUCUCUAUUAGUCUUGUGAUCUGAGUGUGGUAUGUUAUUUUACCCGUUCCCCGCCCACAGCAAGUGUAUGUUGAGGUCAGGGGUGCGCACUGUGUUUGUGUGAGUGCGUUGUGUGUUAUACUCUUGGUUGUGCAAAACAGUCAGAUUGUCAGUAGCAGCAGCAGCAGUAGUACUACAUGAUGUGCCUGGACUGGGAUGGAUCUCUGCCCUGUAAAAGACAUGGAAGAAUUGACAUCUUCAUUCUUCUUCAGUGAAAGUGGAAAAACGUAACAGGCCGGAUAUUUUGACUUGGAA
Molecule: messenger RNA, 2084 nt
Organism: Panicum hallii
Lineage: Eukaryota; Viridiplantae; Streptophyta; Magnoliopsida; Poales; Poaceae
Product: probable pectate lyase 1
Exons: 6
Coding region: 360-1523 (387 amino acids)
Molecular function (GO): pectate lyase activity
Source: RefSeq, a predicted model, not a curated record